This is a messenger RNA of Rangifer tarandus platyrhynchus (Svalbard reindeer), 2172 nucleotides long. The record is from the annotation of a GenBank genome assembly. Lineage: Eukaryota; Metazoa; Chordata; Mammalia; Artiodactyla; Cervidae.
AUGGCUGAGUUCAUGCGGCUGCAGAACUGCCUGGCCGUGAUCCGUCUACGAAACCCGCCAGUCAAUGCGAUCAGUACAACUGUUGUCCGUGGAAUAAAAGAGAGUCUGCAGAAAGCUACAACAGAUGAUACAGUUAAAGCCAUUGUGAUUUGUGGAGCAGAUGGCAUCUUCUCUGCAGGUGCUGAUAUUAGACAAUUCAAAACUCGUCAGAACUUUGACAUACACCUGGGAGAUAUAGUAGAUGAAAUACAGAGAAACAAGAAACCCGUGGUGGCAGCUAUCCAAAAGGUGGCUUUAGGAGGGGGACUGGAGCUGGCCCUGGGCUGUCACUAUAGAAUUGCCCAUGCAGAGGCUCAAGUUGGCUUCCCAGAAGUCACACUAGGAAUCCUUCCUGGUGCAAGAGGAACCCAGCUUCUCCCCAGACUUAUUGGAGUGCCUGCUGCACUUGACUUGAUUAUCUCAGGAAGACAUAUUUCAGCAAAUGAAGCACUUAAGCUGGGUAUUCUUGAUAAAAUUGUGAACUCAGACCCAAUUGAAGAAGCAAUCAAAUUUUCCCAGACAAUUUCAGAUCAAUCUCCAGAAUCCCGUAGAAUCUGCAACAUGCCAGUCCCGAGCCUGCCCAACAUGGAUGCCAUUUUCAGUGAAGCCCUUCUGCAUGUGCGGAAGCGGUACCCUGGGUGGCUGUCUCCAGAGGCCUGUGUCCGUGCAGUCCAGGCUGCUGUCCAAUAUCCAUAUGACAUGGGAAGCCAGAAGGAAAAGGAGCUGGGCCUGUACCUUAAUACCUCAGGGCAGGCCAGGGCCCUGCAAUAUGCUUUCUUUGCUGAGAGGAUGGCAAAUAAGUGGUCCACUCCCUCUGGGGCUUCCUGGAAAACAGCAUCGGGACGGCCCAUCUCCUCUGUUGGCGUUCUCGGCUUAGGAACAAUGGGCCAAGGCAUUGUCAUCUCUUUUGCAAAGGCCCAGAUCCCAGUGAUUGCUGUAGAAUCAGACAAGAAACAGCUGGAGACUGCAAGCAAGAUUAUAACCUCCAUCUUGGAAAAGGAAGCCUCCAAAAUGCAGCAGAGUGGCCACCCCUGGUCAGGACCAAAACCCAGGUUAACUACAUCCAUGAAAGAGCUCCAUGGUGUAGAUUUAGUCAUUGAAGCAGUGUAUGAGGACAUGGACCUGAAGAAGCGUGUCUUUGCUGAACUAUCAGCUGUAUGCAAGCCAGAAGCAUUUUUAUGCACCAACACUUCAGCCCUGGACAUUGAUGAGAUUGCUUCUUCCAGUGACCGUCCUCACUUGGUCAUUGGCACCCACUUCUUCUCACCAGCUCAUGUCAUGAAGUUGUUAGAGGUUAUUCCCAGCCGAUUCUCUUCCCCCACCACCAUUGCCAUGGCUAUGAAUUUAUCAAAAAAGAUUAAGAAGAUUGGAGUAGUUGUAGGCAAUUGUUAUGGAUUUGUUGGGAAUCGAAUGCUCAGGUCUUAUUAUGAUCAGACAUACUUCUUAUUAGAAGAAGGCAGUAAACCAGAGGAAAUAGAUGAGGUGCUGGAAGAGUUUGGUUUCAAAAUGGGACCUUUUAGAGUGUCUGAUCUUGCUGGGUUGGAUGUAGGUUGGAAAUCUCGCAAAGGGCAAGGUCUUACUGGACCUACAUUGCCUCCAGGAAGUUCUGCCCGGAAGCGAGGCAGCCGGAGAUAUUGCCCAAUUCCUGAUAUGCUGUGUGAGUCAGGACGGUUUGGUCAGAAGGCAGGUAAGGGUUGGUACCUUUAUGAUAAGCCCCUGGGGAGGAUUCACAAACCUGACCCCUGGCUUUCCCAAUUUCUGGCACAGUACAGGGAAACCUAUCACAUCGAACCACGUAUCAUUAGCCGGGAUGAGAUCCUUGAGCGCUGCCUAUAUUCGCUCAUCAAUGAGGCAUUCCGCAUCUUGGGAGAAGGGAUGGCGGCUAUCCCAGAGCACAUUGAUGUUAUCUAUUUACAUGGGUAUGGAUGGCCAAGGCAGAGGGGUGGGCCCAUGUUCUAUGCUUCUACAGUUGGGUUGCCCACAGUGCUAGAGAAGUUGCAGAAAUACCACAGGCAGAAUCCUGAUAUUCCCCAACUGGAGCCUUGUGACUAUCUAAAAAAACUGGCUUCUCAGGGAAACCCUCCUCUGAAAGAGUGGCAAAGCUUGGCAGGACCCCCCGGCAGUAAACUGUGA